CGCAAAAAAGGGUGGGGCCGUCUCUCUGCAGCAGAAGACGACGGCGGCAGCGGCUGCGGCAUCACCGGGGGUAUAGCUACGGCGGAGGCCGUUUUGCUCUCUGCUCUGUCUGGGUUGGAGGUGACCGCUGCCAAGCCUCGCUAGGCGGCCGGCUGAACCAGACGGAAAGGAGAUAAAAAACCUGCUUGCGGAUCCUUCCCAGCCCUCUCGCUGCGCCAUGGCUUAAGCCCACAGCCUCUUUGCCAAGCAUCUCCUUGCUCGGCCGGGGUCUGCUAGACACCGCAGUCGCAGAGAGGGCGCGCCCAGACGCCCUAGGCCUGGACUCUGGGACGCUGAGCCUCGCUCCUAUUCUUCACUGCCCACAGCAGGUCCUCUGCAGCAGGCGUUUGCAGCCGGCAAUCCAGGGACUUUACGGACUUUAUCUCAGCGGUACCUUGUCCCCGGGUGCUCUCUGAGGGAGGAGGACGAGGCAAAGGGCUUCUAAGGGGAGGAAGCGGUGGGAACCACAUUGGCGGGUCUGGGUUGGGGUUAAAGGGAGAUUGGAGAUUUGAUUUAGGACCACAAAAAAAGGCUUUGUGGCUAACAUGGCGUGGCCGUGCAUCACAAGGGCCUGCUGCAUCGCCCGCUUCUGGAACCAGCUGGACAAGGCGGACAUUGCGGUGCCGCUGGUUUUCACCAAGUACUCGGAGGCCACCGAACACCCAGGCGCCCCUCCGCAGCCGCCAGCUCCGCUGCAGCCCGCGUUAGCGCCCCCCUCGCGUGCUGUCGCCAUAGAGACGCAGCCAGCCCAGGGAGAGUCGGAUGCAGUUGCCCGGGCAACAGGGCCAGCGCCCGGGCCCAGCGGCGACCGCGAGACUGCAGCCGCCCCCGGCCGGAGCGGGCUGGGCUUGGGCGCGGCCUCGGGCUCCACUUCCGGCUCAGGCCCCGCGGACUCGGUAAUGCGACAGGACUACCGCGCCUGGAAAGUGCAGCGGCCCGAGCCAAGCUGCCGGCCGCGCAGCGAGUACCAGCCGUCCGACGCCCCCUUCGAGCGCGAGACCCAGUACCAGAAGGACUUCCGCGCCUGGCCGCUGCCCCGGCGCGGGGACCAUCCCUGGAUCCCCAAGCCGGUGCAAAUCCCUGCGACUUCGCAGCCUUCCCCGCCUAUUCUCGGGGUGCCCAAGCGUCGGCCUCAGAGCCAAGAGCGCGGGCCCAUGCAACUUUCUGCUGAUGCCCGGGACCCGGAGGGUGCUGGAGGAGCCGGGGUGCCGGCGGCGGGAAAGGCGUCCGGUGUAGACCAGCGCGACACUCGUAGGAAGGCAGGACCAGCAUGGAUGGUGACUCGCACCGAAGGGCACGAGGAGAAGCCUCUGCCCCCAGCUCAGUCCCAGACCCAGGAGGGUGGUCCUGCAGCUGGAAAGGCAUCCGGUGCAGACCAGCGCGACACACGUAGGAAGGCAGGACCAGCAUGGAUGGUGACUCGCACCGAAGGGCACGAGGAGAAGCCUCUGCCCCUAGCUCAGUCCCAGACCCAGGAGGGUGGUCCUGCAGCUGGAAAGGCAUCCGGUGCAGAUCAGCGUGACACACGCAGGAAGGCGGGACCCGCAUGGAUGGUGACUCGCACGGAAGGGCACGAGGAGACGCCGCUGCCACCCGCCCAGUCCCAGACCCAGGAGGGCGGCCCCGCAGCUGGAAAGGCAUCUGGUGCAGACGAGCGCGACACUAGGAGGAAGGCGGGGCCGGCCUGGAUGGUGCGUCGCUCGGAGGGGCACGAGCAGACACCUGCUGCCCAUGCCCAAGGCACAGGGCCCGAAGGAGGCAAGGGGCGCGCGGUGGCAGAUGCCCUCAACAGGCAAAUCCGGGAGGAGGUGACGAGUACAGUAAGCAGCUCCUACAGGAAUGAGUUCAGAGCAUGGACAGACAUCAAGCCUGUGAAACCCAUCAAAGCCAAGCCCCAGUACAAGCCCCCAGAUGACAAGAUGGUUCACGAGACCAGCUACAGUGCCCAGUUCAAAGGGGAGGCCAAUAAGCCCAGUGCAGCGGACAACAAGGCCACAGAUCGCAGAAGAAUACGAAGCCUCUACAGUGAGCCUUUCAAGGAAUCCCCGAAGGUAGAGAAACCUAGUGUUCAGAGUUCCAAACCAAAAAAGACCUCAACGAGCCAUAAACCCCCAAGGAAGGCCAAAGACAAGCAGGUGGUGUCGGGCCAGGCUGCCAAGAAAAAGACCACAGAGGGCCCCAGUGCUACCAAACCCGACGACAAGGAGCAAAGCAAAGAGAUGAACAAUAAACUGGCUGAGGCGAAAGAGAGCCGGGUCAAACCCACCAGUGAUGGACAUAAGAACCGAGGUCCUGUAACCAAAGAGCCACACAAGGAUCAAGGCCCUGUGGCCCCAGAUCUUCCGAAAGGCCAAGGUCCUGUGGUCCAAGAGCCUUUGAAGGAUCAAGGCCCCGUGGUGCCAGGACUGCCAAAAGAUCAAGUUCCUGUAGUCCCAGGGUCCUUAAAGGGUCAGAGCCCUACAGCCCCGGGCCCUACAAAGGAUCAAGGUGCUGUGCUCUUAGGGCCCAUCAAGGUUCAAGACCACAUGGCAUCUGAGCUUUUAAAGAAUAAAGAUUCUGUCCCCUUAGCACCAGCCAAAGCCCAAAGCCCUUUGUUGCCAGAGCCUCUGAAGAAUCAGAGCCCCGUGGUUCCAGCAAGAGCCAAGGAUCAAAGCUCCCCAACACCAGCACCUCGGAAAGACCCAGGUCCUGUGAUCCCCGAGCCUGAGAAGGUUCAAGUUCCCACGGUCCCAGAGCGUAGGAAGGACCAGCAUGUCUCCAUCAUGGCAUCUUUGAAGAACGAAGCUCCUGUGGUCUCCGAGUCUGUGAAGAAUCAAGGCUUAGUAGGCCCAGAGCCAGUCAAAGAUACAGGUACAGAUACAGCAGCCCCCGGGCAUCUGAAGGGACAUGAUUCUGUGUUUAUAGCACCUAUGAAGAACCAAGGUCCAGUGGUCCCUGAGCCAGUGAAGAGCCAAGACCCCAUUAUCCCAGCACUAGCCAAGGACCAAGGACCCAUGCUCCCGGAGCCUCCAAAGAAUCAAAGCCCUGUGGUCCUUGGGCCUAUAAAGAAUCAAGACCCUAUAAUCCCAGUACCUCCGAAGGGUCAGGAUCCCCUGGUGCCAGCCCCAACAAAGGACCAAGGUCCUACAGCCCCUGACCCUCUGAAGACUCAAGGUCCCAGAGGCACUCAACUGCCCACAGUCUCACCUUCACCCCCAGUCAUGAUCCCAACAGUUCCCCAUACGGAAUAUAUUGAGGGAUCCCCUUGAUUCCCCAAAAUGCCAUGAAGGAGCUGGCAGUGGAAGUGCUUCCCUCCUGGGGAGGCAAAGUCAUAUAUUUAAUCUGCAUGAAACUGUGCUGUAUAGUCUUACUGGAAUCUAAUAA
Messenger RNA from Mus pahari (shrew mouse), 3402 nucleotides. RefSeq names its product microtubule associated protein 6 (gene Map6). Lineage: Eukaryota; Metazoa; Chordata; Mammalia; Rodentia; Muridae. Gene Ontology annotation, biological process: microtubule cytoskeleton organization; regulation of microtubule cytoskeleton organization; cytoskeleton-dependent intracellular transport. Bases 585 to 3287 code for a protein of 900 amino acids. The record is from RefSeq and is a predicted model, not a curated record. Gene Ontology annotation, molecular function: calmodulin binding; microtubule binding. The transcript is spliced from 4 exons. Gene Ontology annotation, cellular component: dendrite; axon; microtubule.